Messenger RNA from Cladophialophora immunda, 610 nucleotides. RefSeq lists its product as uncharacterized. Gene Ontology annotation, molecular function: zinc ion binding; carbonate dehydratase activity. The coding region runs from base 126 to 578 and encodes 150 amino acids. Lineage: Eukaryota; Fungi; Ascomycota; Eurotiomycetes; Chaetothyriales; Herpotrichiellaceae. The record is from RefSeq and is a predicted model, not a curated record. The transcript is spliced from 5 exons.
GGCUUGAUUACAACUGCUUCCGUUUCUAGCCACUGACUUCAUAGAGGGAGUUGCAAUUGCGCACGUAGCAAAAUAUUGAGAGCGAUGAAGUCUGGGAAGUAUAUUAACCUCCCCCACUCCUGAAGAUGCGAGACAUGUGGGCACAGAAAGGCCAGAAAGGAACAGUCAUCUUAUCUUGCAGUGAUCCAAGGGUCAUUCCCGAACAAUUCAUGGGGUUGGGGCCCGAAAGACCGGCGGCCAUCAUCCGGAACGCAGGUGGGAGAGCAAUGGAUGCGAUACGAACAUUGCAAGUGCUCAAUACCAUCACUCCUCUCGAUCUGAUUAUAGUCGUUCAUCAUACUGAUUGCGGCACGACUCAUGUCCCGGACAAUGAAGUGCGGGAAAGAAUCAAGCAAAUUUCAUCCCUUCCUGCUGAAGCUAUUGACGCCAUGGAUUUUGGAGAGAUCAAGGACUUAGAAGCCAGUAUCUUGGAAGAUGUGGCUAUGAUCAAGGACGAUCCGACAUAUGGGGGAAAUGCUCCAGCAGUGGUCGGAUUACUGUAUGAGAUUGAAACUGGCAAGUUAAGCCAGGUGGAAUGAGGAUCGUGUCGUAGACCGUGUAUUCAAGUUUG